AUGAGCGGCAGGAAGAGUGGCGCUCCCUUGUUAUGGCUCGCCGUGUGCUUCGGGAGCGCGCUCGAGGCCGCGGCACUGGGCUCGCGCGCCGUGUGGCGGAACGGCUCGGCGGUGCUCGUGCCGGACUACAUGCUCACUCUGUACAGGACGCAGUCGCAGCUCGAGCGCACGGGCAGCUACGGGAGCGCGACGCGCGCGAGGAGACGCGCCAACACAGUCACCAGCUUCGUGGACCAGAGCAAAGAUGAGCCAUCAGCUGAGUCCCACCAGCAGUACAUAUUUGACCUUUCGGGUCUCUCAAGGACAGAAGAACUAGUGGAGGCUGAGCUGCGGGUGUUGCGGAAGCUGCCGUCUGACUUGGAGAAAUUACGGUCCUGUGCAGGAAACCUGUACCACCUACUCCUUUAUAGCUGCUCCUCUCGGGGCUCAUCAGGCAAGCCUCUACUGCUCACUUCUAGGACAAUCGACAUUCUGGAUACCACCUUGAGUACUUGGGAUGUGUUUAACAUUGGGACUACUCUAAAAGCCCACUACAGGGUGCACAGGACAACUCAAGAGAGCAGAUAUGUAUGUUUCAGCAUAGCUGUUAUUUCAGACUUAACAAAUGAAAUGAUCUCCCCUUCUUUGGUCGGUUUGGGUUCAGAGGGGCAGCAGAAGAACGAGAAGGCUUUGCUUGUAGCCUUUUCCCGCACUCGCAGGAAAGAGAAUCUAUUCAGAGAGAUCCGUGAGAAGAUGAAAGCCAUGCACAUGUUUGAUCGGAGCUCUGAGGGUCGUGGUAGACCCAGGCGCCGCCAGAAGAGGAGAACUGCCUUAGCAGGCCGCUCUGCUGGAGCAGGAACAGCAGGUGGUGGUGGGGCCACUGGGGGAGGUGGAACAGGUGGAGGGGGCAAAGGAGGUGGCAGACGGAGGACUCGCUGCAGCCGCAAACCGCUCCAUGUGAACUUUAAAGAGCUGGGAUGGGAUGACUGGAUCAUUGCGCCGCUGGACUACGAUGCAUACCACUGCGAAGGUGCAUGUGACUUCCCACUGCGUUCGCACCUCGAACCCACCAACCACGCCAUCAUCCAGACGCUCAUGAACUCCAUGGAUCCAGAGUCAACACCGCCCAGCUGCUGUGUACCUUCCAAACUCAGCCCUAUAAGCAUCUUGUACAUUGACGCUGGGAAUAAUGUGGUAUAUAAGCAGUAUGAGGAUAUGGUAGUGGAAAGCUGUGGCUGCAGGUAG
Molecule: messenger RNA, 1224 nt
Organism: Neoarius graeffei (lesser salmon catfish)
Lineage: Eukaryota; Metazoa; Chordata; Actinopteri; Siluriformes; Ariidae
Gene: gdf7
Product: growth differentiation factor 7
Exons: 2
Coding region: 1-1224 (407 amino acids)
Biological process (GO): BMP signaling pathway; SMAD protein signal transduction
Cellular component (GO): extracellular region
Molecular function (GO): growth factor activity; cytokine activity
Source: RefSeq, a predicted model, not a curated record